Phyllopteryx taeniolatus (common seadragon) is the source of this 712-nucleotide messenger RNA. Its product is annotated as probable pancreatic secretory proteinase inhibitor. The record is from RefSeq and is a predicted model, not a curated record. Lineage: Eukaryota; Metazoa; Chordata; Actinopteri; Syngnathiformes; Syngnathidae. Bases 193 to 516 code for a protein of 107 amino acids. The transcript has 4 exons. Gene Ontology annotation, molecular function: serine-type endopeptidase inhibitor activity; protein binding.
AGCUGUUGACGUGAAAGCAGCCAGCCGGUGCGGAGCGUCUCGUGGUGUGUGUUUUGUCUGGCUGGCUUGUUGUUGUGUUUCUGUGCCGGCUCAGCAGAUUUGGCGAGCAGCGUUUAUCCCGAGAUUAGACGCGCACAAAAGCGCCGUCACAACACGAGCUCGUCCGGUUUAUAUGCAUAUAUAUAUAUAUAUAUGUGUGUGUGUGUGUGUGCGUAUAUGUCGCCACCGCGCUCACAUCGGUCUCGUCCGAUCUCGUCCGAUCUCGUCAGCAUGCGGCGUGCGCUUCAGCUGCUCUUCAUCGGCGCGAUGCUUGUCCUCCGCGCACAUGCUGAGGACAAAUCCGGAGACUUCAGGAGGCCCGAGUGCAGCGGUACCACCCUGACCCGAGCGUGCCCGCUCAACUACUCGCCCGUGUGCGGCAGCGACGGCGUCACCUACUCCAACGAAUGCGCUCUGUGCGUCCACAGACUGGAGAAGAAGUUGGACAUUGUGAUCGUGAAGGACGGCCCCUGUUGAUGACAUCACAUCAUCACCUUUUUUUCACUGUGUACUCACUCACACACACGCGUUUGUCUAUUUUUCUUGGUGUUCCUUAAAAAAAGAAUCGACUUUUCCAGUAACUUUUGUUGUCGAGUGUUCAAGACAAAGGUAAUGAAGAAAUUUAAAUGUGAAGAUUUGUACUUAAAGGAAAUAAACGAAGCUUGAAUGUCAA